GAAGUAGUGGUCACAAUAAGUCAACUUCCACCAACAUCACUCCAGCCGACAACGCCAAAGCAACACACGCACAAGAAAUCAGCUCGAACGAUAAUGAGACUACACAUGGCAAAUCUACAGAGAUGGGGCUUCUCGAAAACCCCCAGGUCCCGAAUCAUGAGGAGGACUCCCUAGGCAAAAGCCAUGGCACACUAUCGCCACGGCGGUUCUCACUAUGUCCAUCGUCCUCGCGAGCGCUACAACUCGACCGAAGCGUCCACCGAGAGGCACCCACGACAUCAGCAGCGCCAGCGGGUCGCAACCAGACAACGAGGACGACUAUCACCACCUCCACCAUCCAGGUCCUACAGAACAUCGCUCACCAUCUCAUCUCUGCCGAUGUCGCACCAGACUGUUUCGUCCACGCAAAGCGUUUUGUCCACGACAUGCUCCAGGCCGCUGAGGGCCUGGGCACAACCUGCACCGUCAGAGACCUCGUGGACCUCGAG
Messenger RNA from Microdochium trichocladiopsis, 488 nucleotides. RefSeq lists its product as uncharacterized. The record is from RefSeq and is a predicted model, not a curated record. Lineage: Eukaryota; Fungi; Ascomycota; Sordariomycetes; Xylariales; Microdochiaceae. The transcript has a single exon. The coding region runs from base 215 to 442 and encodes 75 amino acids.